This is a messenger RNA of Paramuricea clavata, 2764 nucleotides long. Lineage: Eukaryota; Metazoa; Cnidaria; Anthozoa; Malacalcyonacea; Plexauridae. The record is from the annotation of a GenBank genome assembly.
UGGGAGUGAAAGUGCCACUGAUGUGCCUGAAACAGUUGAUGCUAGAAAUGUCAACAGCGUUACCCCACCCAUCAUUAAUGUUGACGACCAGGAACAUUCAACCUCAGGUGGAGACUCAUUCUUUGAUGAAAGUCUAGCUAAUCUGAGAGCAGUUUUCCUGAAGAAGAUCCAGGUGUACUAAGAGAUACCUUAAUGAGGUAUGAAGAUGUCCACAUUGCAGCCCAAGUUGUCAGUGACAAGGCAGAAAUUACUAUGUCAGGAGCAGAAAAUGAUGAGUCGGUGGCAGAAGUACUUAAACGGUUAAAGAAAGAAAUGAAGAGUGAAGGCAAUGCAGAAAAGUUGAAAGUUGAUGAAGAGGAUUUAGCUGUUGACUUUUUCCAGUAUUAUAAGAACAACAAUUUUGAUCCAAAGACUCCCAUUAAAGUCCAGCUUAGAGGUCAACCAGGUAUUGACUCUGGAGGUAUAUUGAGACAAGCAUUUAGCACUAUUUUUGCAUUGCUUGCAAGGAACGAGUUUCUUGGAUUAAGGUUGUUCACUGGUCCUGUUUGCCGGUUGACCCCAGUGUACAGUAGUGAAUGUAUAUUAACUGGUGUUUUUGAAAUAAUCGGAAGAAUGAUCAGCCACAGCUUGAUACAGAAUGGUCCCGGCUUUCCCUAUUUUACCCCAGCUGUUUAUUCAUAUAUUGCCACUGGAAAUCUAGAAGAAGCUAUUACUAAAGUGUCAGUUAUUGAUAUUGCAGAUCCUGACCUUGUGGAAUUUGUUGGAAAGGUUAGAACGAAAUUUGCUCUUUAUUAUUUUUAUUAUUAAUUUGUGGUUAUGCCAAAAAAACCCAAAUGUAGCCCACUUCACUUGACAUUUCGAUUUUUAGGGAGGCAAUCACUAACCAACAGUGCAUAGUACUGUUGCAUAGUUGCAUUAUAUUGAAUUUAUAGACGUAAAUUGCUGAAAGGGAAUCAGAAAUUUCCAUUAGAUGGGCUUUCAGAUGAUGACCACCCCUGACCUAUGUUGUACCAUAUUAUUACAAUUGUAUUAGAUAUUUGUAAAUUAUUUUUAGAUUAAAGAUGCGCCUGCUGCAAUGAUUUCAGAGGUCAUUUCUGAGGUGGCAAAUCAACCCUCCUUCAUCUACCUUUUGCAGGAAUGCGGCGAAACUCGUACGCUAACUGUAAGAGAAUUAUUUUUGUACAUCCAAUUGGUAGAACUAGCCUUUCCUUUCAUGCAGUCAAACUAAAAGGUUUUAUUCUAAAGUGCUGUUUUUAGAGAAGCCGAGCUGGCCCGUUUAGUAAGACAGCCCGGUAAGUACGGUGAAUUUGCCGCAGUCAGUUAAAGUUUAUGUGGCGAAAUUUUUAUCUACUGUAUUCUCAAGAUAUUGUUCACUCAAGAUAUUGCUUUGGCAGACUGUCUCGCUAAGUUCCAAUUAAACAGUCCCUAAGAUCUGUUUAGAAGACAAAUUCCCAUUGAAUAAAACUAAAUUAAAUUAACAAGACAAUUUUUGUUGAACGGAUAUGAUUACGACCAUACGAGAUUUGCCAUCAUGAAACUUUUUAAAAAUCUGGUAGUUUUGUAGCAACCAUCUAUUGGGAGAGUAUGGCAUGCGUAUAUAUAAGAUGGUGGCUUCACACGUGUUCAGCGAAGCUAACGAUUUUUGCUAAAUAUUUUCUUGAUUUUAUGGUAGAGAACCGCUAGACAAACCGUGAAUCGUUUUCUAAACUCCAAAAGCACGCUUGGAUCUACUUUUCUUAGUAAAACAAAAAGGAAAACAGGAUUUAUUUUAAAAUAUUGAUCGAGCGCAUUACCGACAAAGCAAAAUAACAGGGACGCUAUUACAUUCAAACGUGAACGAUACGAGAUAAAGAGCUCCACCACGAAUAACUACAAGAAAGUUCCACACGAAGAGCUGGAUUUUGGAAUAUACAAAAAACACAAUCUUGUAGCAUUUCAAACGACAGAGUUAAGGCUUCCUCUAUGGAUUGAAGCCGUAUACCAUCGAUACUAUCGAAACGAAAUCUUCAACGACAUAAACAACGAACUUGAGACAAAAUGGACAGAGCAAAACGACGCAAGCAACACAUCAAAAUGCGAAGAAAUCUCGAUUGAAAUCCUUCACAAAAACGAAAACGUAUUAACAAUCACAAUCUUUGUAACCAAAGGAAGAAUUCAAAUACAAGGCCGGUUCACGAAAGCCUGGGCAAACGACGAAUUCGACCACGUACGUGCCAUUGUAAACAAUGAUGAGGAAGCCAACGAAAACACUAAGGUAUUCUCAAACAGAAUCUUAAAGAGAAAAGAUACCUCACAAAGCACAACUUCUGCCCCGGAUAACAAUUCCACCGAUGUCAACUUUGAAACGGACAAUUUCUCAGGAGAAAAGUCAUUCUCGAUGCUGAAAAACAUAAUUGCGAAUCUGGAGUCAGAAUUUGUCACAUACAAAAUAGACGCCAAUACAAAGUUAGAAGAACUAUAUAAAACAUUAGAGAAGAAAGAUAACGAAAUAGCAAUGUUGAAGCAAGAAAUAACCAAUCUAAAAACAAUAAACAACAAUCAACAACAAACACUCAGUGAUCUCAGUCUGAAACAACUAGAAAUAGAAGAAAGCAUCGAACAUUUACAAAGCGAACACAAAAAUGAAAGAGAGAAAAGCAAAAAACUCGCGGUAAAGGAAAUAGCGGCAGCUAAAAGUACCUCACCGGACAAGGAAACCCAACCACCACCUACCCACACAAUCUUAAAUUGUAUCAUCCCCACAGCAAACCGCUUUGAACCCUAA